AUGAAUGCUACAUUGCUAAAACCACCAUCAGACAUGGAAAUCAAGGAAGCUGUUGAUAACAUUAACCCAGAUAAAGCUCCGGGACCAGACGGUAUGACGAGUCUCUUCUACCAACAAUUCUGGGAAGUCACGGCCCGAGAUAUAAUCUCGAUGGUAAAGAGUUUCUUUCAGACGGACUCUUUUGAUGCGAGGUUAAAUGAAACAAACAUCUGCCUUAUCCCGAAGACCGAGCGACCUAUGGAGAUGACAGAGUUUAGACCGAUCAGCCUUUGUAAUGUUAGUUACAAAAUCAUCUCCAAGAUCAUUUGUUCUCGACUUAAAAAAUUUCUGCCUAAACUGGUAUCGGAGACCCAAUCCGCCUUUGUGGCGAGACGUCUUAUAUCGGACAAUAUACUCCUAGCACAAGAGGCUUUCCAUGCACUCCGGACGAAUCCUAUGUGUAAAGCAAAGUUCGUAGCAGUUAAGACCGACAUGAGCAAGGCAUACGACCGGGUUGAAUGGAAAUUGCUAGAAGCUCUGCUUCUCAAAAUGGGCUUUGCGGAAAAAUGGGUCUCCUGGAUCCACUGGUGCGUAUCGUCAGUCUCGUAUCAAAUUCUCAUAAACGGAGAACCAAAGGGAAAUGUACAACCAGCUAGAGGACUGAGGCAAGGCGAUCCUCUAUCUCCGUUCUUGUUCAUCCUUAUGACUGAGGCACUUAUCUCGCAACUUCGAGCAGCAGAAGACGAGGGCAGACUUACUGGCUUAAAGAUCGCGAGGGCAAGCCCGGCCUUCUCACAUCUCCUAUUUGCUGAUGACAGUUUAUUUUUCUGUCGAGCGGACGUCCAGCAGUGUGCUGAGUUGAAACGAAUUAUCAACCUAUAUGGCAGUGCCUCGGGUCAACAAUUGAACCCAGCGAAAUCAUCCAUCCUUUUUGGUACGAAGGUAAGCCAAGAAAUUAAAGCCGCCACUAAACAAGCACUUGGAAUAGCCAAAGAAGGUGGGAUGGGGAUGUACCUUGGUCUACCAGAAAAGAUUUGUGGAUCGAAAAGACAGGUCUUUGAUUUUAUCAGAGAUCGACUAAAUGACCGUAUAAAUUCUUGGUCGGCAAAGCUACUUUCCAAAGGAGGUAAAGAAGUUUUACUGAAAUCGGUGGCACAAGCUCUGCCUACUUAUGUGAUGUCGUGCUUCUUAUUGCCAAAGGAUAUAAUUAAUAAACUUCAAGCGGCAAUAGCCAAAUUCUGGUGGAGUACAAAGGCGAAUAACCGAGGUCUUCAUUGGAUAGCUUGGGAGAAAAUCUGUGUUUCUUUUGAAAAAGGAGGACUGGGAUUUAGAGACCUAUAUAAUUUUAAUCUGGCACUUUUAGCUAAACAGCUAUGGAGGCUGCUUCACCAUCCUACUUCACUACUUGCCCGAGUUCUUAAAGGCAGAUACUUCCGUCACAUGAGCCCUAUGGACGUGAAAACAUCUAACUCCCCGUCUUACGGGUGGAGAAGUAUAUUGGCGGCACAAGAUCUCCUCCGAGAAGGGUUGAGGAAAAUGAUCGGUUCAGGGUACAAUACCCGUGUUUGGCUGGAUCCUUGGAUGUCGACCACCCCGCCGCGACUGGCUCUAGACAAUGGGAUUUACCGCGAUCCAAACCUCUUCGUGAACCAGCUUAUAGAUCAAUCCUCCAAGCAAUGGAGAGUAGAAAUUCUGGAAGCCUUAUUAGAUCCGGGAGAUAUUCCACUAAUACAGAGCAUACGUCCCAGCCAUAAUUUCAGAGACGACGGGUACUGUUGGAUCCAUACGAAGUCGGGCUUAUACACAGUCAAGUCCGGGUAUAAGCUGGCUAUUCAGUUAAAAGAAGAGAAAGGCGGGACUACAGUCACAGAGCCGAGUAUUAAACCCCUACUAGCGAUGAUAUGGAAACUAAAGGCUCCUCGGAAGAUGAAGCACUUCCUUUGGCAAGCUUUAACGGGUUGUUUGGCAAGUUGUAGUAGGCUGGCUGAUAGGCACUGCGGAACCGAUAGAGCCUGCCCUAGGUGUGGAAACGAAGAGGAAACAAUAAACCAUCUCAUAUUUACUUGCCCUCCGGCACUCCAGACCUGGGCUCUAUCCGAUAUCCCAACAUGUCCGGGGCUGUUCCCGUGUGAUUCCCUUUUUGCGAACUUUGAUUACCUACUGCUAUGUGCAAAGCAAAAUGGAACCCCAGAGAAUGUCAUAGCUCGAUUUCCAUGGAUCGCAUGGUUCAUAUGGAAAGCUAGAAACGAUAAAACUUUCAAUGGCAAUGACAUUCUCCCACCAGAUACGGUCGCACACGCUACCCGAGAGGAGGAAAACUGGAGAGUAGCACAAGUGCUGCCGGGAGCGGAAGUGGCUGGAAGAACUUUAGACACAAUCACUGAUAAUCUGGCGAACGAGUCACCACUACCAAGAUGCCAAGUGGAUGCAUCUUGGGUGACAAACUCGACAGUUUCGGGAGGUGGUUUCGUCUUCGACUUGGAUAAUGGAAUGCACUCGUAUGGGUCCAUCGGCAUGAACCAAGUCCUCUCUCCUUUGCACGCGGAGUUCAAUAUCUUGCUUUCUGCAAUGAGAAGUUCCCUGCAACUAGGAUUGACAUCAAUGUCUUUUCAAUCGGACUGUCUUCAGCUUGUCAAGCUGAUUAAUGAUGAAGAAGAUUGGCUAGCAAUGGCUUUAGAAUGGAAUGAAUUUAUUCAUAUCCAAGCAUCUUUUACUAGUUUUUCAAUUUCUUUUAUCGCUAGAGAGCGCAAUGUAAGAGUAGACCUUCUUGCAAAGGCAGCUCGGUUACAAAAUUCUAUCUUUUUCCAUGUUAACUCAGACAUUCCAGGAUGGUUAGCUCACAAAGCAAACCUCUUCCUACUGAAUUAA
Raphanus sativus (radish) is the source of this 2847-nucleotide messenger RNA. RefSeq lists its product as uncharacterized. The record is from RefSeq and is a predicted model, not a curated record. NCBI's taxonomy places the organism in Eukaryota, Viridiplantae, Streptophyta, Magnoliopsida, Brassicales, Brassicaceae. The transcript has a single exon. Gene Ontology annotation, molecular function: RNA-DNA hybrid ribonuclease activity; nucleic acid binding. Bases 1 to 2847 code for a protein of 948 amino acids.